UAACUCCGGAAGUGAAGCGGGCAGUGCGCUGGUGAAUCGAUUGCGGCUACCUCGGCUCGCCAGCACCAACGACUGUUUCAAUACUACUACGCGCAUGUGCCGUCAGCGGUGGGAUAUGAUGCGAUGAAGAAAGCCCGGACUACCAGCUUUAAUGCAUCGGUGCUGGAAGAUGUUGACAGCAAUGGGGACAGCAUAAAGACAUGGUGCCGAGGUGGUCCACAAAGCUCGGAAGCAAAAUGUGUCAUUUGCGACGUGGUAAUUUCGUGCGCACAGCAUGGCACAUCAGCUGUCAGGAGACAUGCUUCUUCGAAAAUGUACCUGAAGUCAAUGAUGAAGUUCUGUGAUGCAGAAGGAAAGUUUGCGAAGCCAAAAUUGGCCCAACCAACUUUGACUUUCUCUGGAGGAGCAGCAACCUUAACUGUGAAACUGUCCUUAACUGUGAAAGGAGUGCCAUUUUCAUUUGCAGAUACUGCAUCCAGGAUGGUCCCUGUGAUGUUUUCAGAUUCCAAAAUUGCUGAAAUGUUCUUUUGCGGCAGGACUAAAGCGCCCUACAUCAUCUCUGAUGGACUGGAUCCGCUGUCCAGAAAAAAAGUGAUGGAGGAGCUUUGCUGGCCAGAUGUGUACUACUCGAUUAAAGUUGAUGAAACGCCCAAAGCAGACCAACAUGUUCAACAACUGGACAUCCUUGUGCGAUAUUUCUCUAAAACACAAGAAAAAGUUGUCGUUCAACACUUAUAGUCAUUUAACCUUGGUAGUGCGACAGCAAGUAUCUUGGUGGACUGCAUUGAAAAAGGCCUGACAGAGCUACCAAAGGAGAAGCUGCUGUGCUUCUUCAGUGAUGGCCCAAACACAAUGAAAAGCGUGAAGAAGAAACUGAGGGAGAUGCUCAACCCCAACCUUCUAGACAUCAGAGAGUGUAAUCUUCACAAAGUACAUAAUGCAUUCGGCACUGGACUGAAUUCAUUUGGAUAUGAUGUGGAGCUGCUAGUGAUGGACAUUUAUUACUUCUUUAAGCAAGCCAUUCACUCAUCACAGCUUUCAGAGAAACAGAAAGACCUUGGGAUCCCCGAGCACGUCUUUCUUCGGCAUGUCAGUAGCAGGUGGCUUACAUUUCAGUCUAGCCUUGAAAGAGUGUUGCAGCAGUUCGAAGUGUUGAAAGCGUUCUUUCAAACUGAAGCCGGCGCCACACCAACAAGCGCUGUACUGCAGAAACGACUAGCAUCUGCACUUUCAGAUAAGACGAUUCUCGCCAAGAUGCUGUUCUUACGCAACACUGCAGAGCUCUUAUCUGAAUUUCAAACCGUUUUCCAAAAAGAAGAGCCCCUUGUUCACAUUGUACACUCGAAGUGUAUUGGGCUAGUAAGAAAGCUGCUGAGCCGCUUUAUGAAGCAUGAGGCCUACUGCAACUUGUUUGGCAAUGAGUUGAAACAACUUGAUGUCGGGUCACCAGAAUGGCUGAAGCAAGUUUUGGAAAUCGGAUCCGACACUGAAAAAGAAAUGCGUAACUGGGAUCCCCAAGAGAAGAAGAGCUUCAGGACAAGCGCACAGGCAUUUUACAUUUCUACUGCGAGACAUCUAAUCAAGCGGCUUCCUCUGGAUAACAAACUGCUCUACCACUUGCGCUUUUUAGAUCCUAUAUGUUCUUUACCUGUAGAAGAGACAGUUCAGUCUAUCAAGUACGUGGCUGCAGGCGUGCCCCACAUGAUAAAGGGUGAGCAGGUGACAUCACUUGUAGACCAGUGGCAUUGCCUUCACAGCCAGCCUAUAAGUGCGGCUGCUCAUCUCCCUGCCCCCAGCAUCGAUGGCUAUUGGGCUUCAGUGUUAGCUUCAGGAAAGUAUCCUCUCGUGUCAGUGUUUGUACGAGCCAUGUUGUCCCUUCCACAUGGAAACGCCGACUGCGAACGUGGGUUUAGCGAGAAUAAGCGCAUCGUGGGCAGUCGAGCUAAUUUAGGCAUUGUGGCUCCGAACGCCAUUCGGCAUGUUAAGAGCUAUGUGAAGCGCUUUGACAGUGACCCUUCAAAAGUGCUAGUUACGAGGGACCUCGUUAAUGCUGUGAAGCAUUUGCACAGGACGUACACGGAACGUCUUCAACGGGAGGCCAAUGACAUGGAAAGGCAAAAAAGAAAGACACCUGUGGCCAGCAGCUCACUUCUGGAGAAAAUGGCCAAGCUGGACGAAGAAAAACAGUGUGUAGAAUGGCGUCUAGAGUCGUCAAAAGCAAUGCUCCAGCGUGCACAAAGACUGAUCAAGAAAGGCCUCGCUGGCAAUGAUAUUGCCACUUGAUCGACAUCCCCGACUGGUCAGCCUUCAAA
This is a messenger RNA of Rhipicephalus microplus (southern cattle tick), 2312 nucleotides long. RefSeq lists its product as uncharacterized. NCBI's taxonomy places the organism in Eukaryota, Metazoa, Arthropoda, Arachnida, Ixodida, Ixodidae. The record is from RefSeq and is a predicted model, not a curated record.